Lucilia sericata (common green bottle fly) is the source of this 5876-nucleotide messenger RNA. RefSeq lists its product as uncharacterized. Bases 1578 to 5756 code for a protein of 1392 amino acids. NCBI's taxonomy places the organism in Eukaryota, Metazoa, Arthropoda, Insecta, Diptera, Calliphoridae. The record is from RefSeq and is a predicted model, not a curated record. The transcript is spliced from 15 exons.
CUGUCGAGCAUGUAAGUAAAUUGUAAUUUCUUGCAGUCGUCAGAUAGGUAGUAGACAUUGAACUUAGGCAGCCGUAACAACACAUCACUGAAAAUUAUUUUUAUUAAUAAUAAAUACUCUACUAAACCAAGAACCUGAAACACUACAUAUUUUAAAAUAAAAAAAAAAAAACAAGAAGGAAAAAAGAAAGAAACUAAAAUCUUAUAUGUAAAAGAAAAUCUUCAACAUACUCUAAUUUUCUUUUAUAAUAAAGUGCAAGAAAAUUGUUAAUAAUUAAAAGAAUUAUUAAAUAAAAGUGUUUUAAACAAACUUGGCUGAACCUGAGAGAUAACAAUUAAAUAAAUUAAAAUUUCAAAAGAAAAAUAAAUUAACAAAUCUACAGUGUUUAUAACAAAGUUGUGAAAAUAUUAACAGAAAAUCGAAAAUUAUUUAAAAAUGUAAAAAUUCUAUUUGUCUUUGGUCAAAAAUUUAAAAUUACAAAAUUUUCCUUUUUCGUGAGAAGUGAAUGAAAAAAAAACACACAAAUGCAAAAUUUUGUGUACCCUUAAAAAACACCUGGUGCGCGCUGCCCUCCCUAUACUCUAAAUUUAUACAACAACAGCAUAUACAAUAUAACAAAAAAAAAGAAAAGUUGUAUUUAUACUAUAAUACGGUUAUUUUUUUGAAAAACAAAAUCUAAAUUAAAAAUUUAUUUGAGUGUUUGUUAAGAAUAAUUAUAUUUUACAAAUAAGCAAAAAAAGCUAAAGUAAAUUUUAUGAAAGAAAGUAAAAUAUAAAAAAAAAACAAAAAGUGUAGCAAAAAAAAAAAAAAAAAAAGAAAAUGUUUCGAUAUCUUUGAAUUGUAUCUAAACCCAUUUUACUACUCAUACAAAUGAAACAAUUCUCAUGUCACGGUUUAAUUGGAUUCAAGUUGAAUUGAGAGCAGCAACACAACAAACGCGCGGCGUUUCAAGUAUUCCUGUGGUUUUCAUACCCACAACAACAGCAGCAACAACAACUACUCACACAAAUCAAACAAAUUCAGAUAUUGUCGAAACUCUCCUUUUCGGAAAAAGAGAGCACAACAACUUUCCCAUAGUGCUCUAAAAAGGAGAGCAUAUAAAAAGCAUAUAAGAGCAUAUUUUCAAAUAACUAGUGGAAAUUGUGAACGAAAACAAAAACAACAACAAGUUCAGAAAAGAGUCGCGUGCGUAUUUUCAUCAACAACAUCAUCGUUAAACAUUUCGAAUAGAAAACCAAAAAAAAAAGUAGCAAAAGUAGCAGCAGCAGCUUUAUAACUACACCGCGUUAAGGAAACACCUUGCUUUUUUGGAAACCAAUACUAAAACCUACACUUGCUACAAACACAUACAAAACAAGAAAUCCAAAAAAUAAAAAAUAAAAAAAAACGAACCGAAAUUGAAAAAGUUUACUUUUUUCAGACACUCCGACUUGUAACUUGUAAAAUUUUGGAUAUAUUUUGUUUUAAACGGAAUAACAGCUUCUUUCCAUGUUUAAAAUUUUGGCAACUAAAGUUAGCAACAUUCAUUUUUGUGUUUUCAAAAUAUAACGUCUUCUUUUAACAACAACUAUACAAAAAUGGAGCAGCCUUUAAAGAAUUCAAAACACGCCACAACAUCUUUGGAAGGAACGACAGCAACAACAACGAUGACGGCAACACAAAUGAGGGCGACAUUAAUAUAUUUAGCGCCUUUUUUGCAACCGUGUAAGAAUGUUGUUACAAACACAACAGCAACAACAACGACACGAGCCCAGUCAAAAACAUCUCAAAGUAAGGGUAAUGAACAAGAUAUAGCAGCAACAACAACGACAUCAUCAACAACAACGGCAGCAGCGGCAAUAGUAUUACAGCAACAGACACAUGUGGCCCGUAAUCGUCUGAAUAGCAGUCGUAAUAAUCAUAAUAAUGCUAUAAAUUCGAAUAGCACUAACAUUAACAACAACAAAAACAACAACAGCAGUAGUAGUGGUAGUAGUAGCAGACCUUGUUGCAGUAAUACUCCCAAACUGACUACACCAGCCAAGAGUUGUAGCCAACAGGAGGAGUGUGUUUGUAAAAUGACUGGCAUGAGUAGCAGUUGUAAUAGUACUACUACUACAAGUAGUAGCAGCUGUUGUCAUAAUACUAUGCAACAACAGCAACAUGAACAAGAAUUACAAGUUAGAUCUGAAUACCAGGAAGAAAAGCAGGUUAAGGAGCAAAAUUUACAACAAAAGGAUAAAUAUUAUAAAAAUUAUGAAAUGCCUGCCUUAGAGACCACAACAACGAUAAAACCAACAACAACCACAACACUGCAAUACGCCUCUAAUAAUAAAACAAGACAACAGCUACAACAACAGCAGCAGCAGAAAGAACACCUUAAAGAAGUUAGAGCCUCGUCAUCAGCAACAACUUCUUCAACAUCAUUAUCAUCAUCCUCUCUAUCAACCUCAUUUGUAAACUAUGCGAACAAUCGUAGUACAAAAUAUUUACGAGAACGUGGUCGUAGAAAUCUACUACAAUUACAACAACAGGAGCAGUCUCUGAAACAAAAAACACAUGGUUCCAUAUUAAAACAACAACAACUACAACAACAACCACCACUUAUGCAACAAACUGUGAGGCAUGAAGUACUACAACUACAGCUAACAGAACAAGUAGAUACAGAAAAUCAACUACAACAACGAAACUUAACGUGUGGUCGUGGUCCUUACAUUGCGAAGGACCAUCACGGCACCAACCACAUUAAAACUAACAACACGUCAGUGUUGUCAAGAUGUCAUUGUUUAAAUUAUAAUCAACAUAAUAAAAAUAAUAAUAACAGCAGCAAAAUUAUGCUCAGCAAUGUCCAAGACUUGGCGGAGCAACAAACAUAUAAAAACCACAUGAAAACUUUCAUGUCCUCGAAAAACUGUGAUGACCAGCUAGACAAUGAACCAGACUAUAAUAAUGUGAAUGGAAACGAGGAGGCGGUGUAUGAUAAUCACUUAGAAGCUGGAAAUAUUAAGGAAAAUAUUCUUUUAAGAUUAAGCAAAACUCAUCAGGACACGCAAACAGCUGAAGUAGAAGAAGAGGAAAAAGAAAAUGAAGAAAAUCUAGACAAGAUAACACUUAAGAAUUCCUAUAUUAAUUAUAAAGAAUUAUUAUUUUAUACAAAUUCAAAAAUCAUUAAAACUAAAACACACUCUCCCUCACCAACAACCACAACUACAGAAACAGACACACAAUCAUGUUCUCCAACAUCACAAUCUUCAUCAUUAUCAUCAUCUUCAAUAUUAACAAAUCCUUCGUAUACAACGAUAUUAAAUAAGGAAUGUAGGUGCUUUAAACAAUAUAAACGUGAUACUAUUGGCAGCGAAUGUAAUUUAGAACAAAAGAAUUUGGAUAUAAUUGGUGUGGGAGCAGCAACAACGUCAUCGUCAUCGUCAUCUUUAACACUUAGUGAUAUUGUUGAUUGUAAGAUCAUUACUGAUGAUGGCAUUACCUUAGGUUCAUCUUCAUUAUUUGGCAAUUUGUGUCAAUUGCUGUACGGCUGUUCCAAUAACUUGAAUAAAACUGUUGCGGUUUCAAAGUGGUUGUUUAUGUGGCUGUUAUUUAUAAUGCUGUCAACAUCAGCUCAUUGUUGGGCGGGACGUAAUGAUGUGCCCACCAAUUGUACAUUUCCUGCCCGCUGGGAGGGCUCUUGGUUCCUAUCGGGCUAUCAACAAUCUAUACACAUUAAAGGUUCCCAAUUUAGUUAUAGGGGAAGAUGUGCUGCUUCGGAUGGUAACAAAUAUUUAAUUGUGGACGAGAAAGGAUGUCAUCGGUGCCUGGUCAUUUAUGAGAAACACAACAAUGUGUUGCAGUAUAAAGAAAGUGAGUGCGAAGGUGAUAGUAUGUAUAUGCAUCAAACAAAUCCAUCUGCAAUGGCGAUGCGUAGCGUUUUAAAUCAAAAAACCAACAAUAAUGGUGGUGAUCAUAGGGGGGGAGCUCAUCCCAAUUUGAACGGGCAUUCAAGACUAUCCUCAUCGGAUCAAUAUAUAAUGAGAUCCAAUGACGAUAUGAAUGAUUGUCCCCCAGACUUUUGCAAGGGUCGUGAAACGUUACAGAAUCUAUGUGAUCAAAUACCGGGAGAUGCUUUGCUUUAUUCUUUAUUUAGAGAGAGCGCCGAACCAGUUAAAUGUCCUCUAAAAGGUCCCUUUAUCUUCACUUAUAAUCGAGGCAAUGGCGAAUGUAAAAGUCCUGUUUCCAAUAUUGAAAGCUGCACCGAAGACAGUCGUUUGUUAUUAAGUUUUCAGGCCUGUCCAGAUGUAGUGGGGACAGAAAGUACUGUGGAGGAACUAACUUGUCUGGCUACUUGGAAAGAUGGUAAUUCACGUUAUCUGGUGGGUUUAGUAUCACAUCAUCACGCCAUAUCAAAUGAGGAGCGUUAUCGUUGCUUUGUCUAUGAGAAAAUAUCUUCCUUAAUGGAUCUUGGUCACUAUGCUGGACCCAGUGUGUCGACGUCAAAAGAUGCCGAAUACAAAUUGGCACAAUCGGGAGAUGCUACAUGUAAUGGACUGGAUAGUGCAGAGGUGGGUUCACGUAUAAUGUCUUUGCGUAAACCGCCCAUCACGGAAAGAUGUGAUUUUCCGGUCUGGUUUAAAGGUCCCCGACAUUGGCAUGUAUUAAUGGGAAAUGCAGUCUACAAUUAUCAUACAAAUGAUGGUUCCAUUCACAUAAUCAAACCCAAUGGCUAUAUGGAAACUCGAGCCUUGUGUGAACAAAUCAAUAAACAAACCUCAACGGAAAUGAUGUCGGUAGUACAUUAUACCACAGGCUGUCAAUCGGGUUUUAUGUGCAUGAUGUUCUAUAGACGUGAUACUCAUGUCAUUGAAAUACAAACGGGUAAACCUGCCUCUAGGCUAGAGGAUGCUUGUGCUCCAGAUCAUUUUGAUAUCAAUAAAACUCCCUAUAUAACUUUACUGGCCUCCAAUCCUGAUCCUCAAAUUUGUCCCAUGGAGGGCUUAUAUACUUUAAGAGGUGCCAUAGGCCCCCCUUACUUAGCCACCAGACACAAACGUAAUCACAACAAGGUGCAUGGUCUACACAAUCAUCAUCACCAGUAUGAAGGCAAUAACGGCAGGGAAUAUUUACAUAAAAGACACAGCUCCCUUAGUUUCCGCAAUUCACAGCAUGAUGAAAAGAAUGCCUGGCAUUCAAAUACUCGUGGUCUUCCUGUACGUUCUCGCCGUGAUGCUUCUAGCACAGUUACCCCUUUGGCCACCUUAAAUUCGAAUCAAACUACACAAGAGAUUUUGGUGGUGGGCAAUAAUACAAAUGUUGGUUUCGUUCAGAAUCCCGUUAGUGAUACUCGCCUUAGGAGUAGACGUAAUGUUCCUGAAUGUGUUACAAACUACAAGGCCCAACGACAAUUGUGGGUGGGCUGUACGGAGGCGAAUGUUAUUGAUGUGCGACCAAUGUGUAAUGAAGAGGGUGAUGAAGAAUAUUCCUGUCAUGGUUCUUGGUCCGAGAAUGGUACUGUCUAUAUUAUUGCCAGACAUAAAGGUACUAAACAUGGUGUUUGCAUCAGCUACCGGCCGACAGAGGGCACGUCCGCGAAACUAGUGGUAGGAGAUGCCUGCUAUCGAAGAACACAAAAACCACCGGAACAUCAUUUAGUGGCCAAUUUAUCAAUAUUUGGUAAAUGUGGUGAAACCGGUUCCAACUCUCCCACCAUGCCCAUUAUCAGUUGGUUUAAUUUACUACUGGCCACCAUAUUAAUAACAUUAUUCAGUCAAUUGCCCAUACAAAGAUGAUUUCGUAACUAAGAAACUCUAAGCUUCAACAAAAUCUAGAACUAAGCAUUUAACGAAUUAAGCUGAUAAAUAGAGAAGAAAAAAGUUUUCAUUCUUUAUAAAUUAAAAAAUAAAUUAAAA